CCUAAAGAAAAAAAAAAAAAGAACACCAAAUCAUAGUCAUUCAUACUCCCUCCAUGAUUUCAACAAUACUCUCCGAAUCCGAACAGGAUAAGCUCAUCAGGAAACUCGAAAUCUUCAAGAUCCAAGGCCGGGACAAGCGCGGCCGCCCAAUCCUCCGCAUCAUCGGAAAAUACUUUCCAGCGAGGCUCGUCAGCGUGGACGCCCUGAAGAAGUACCUGGAGGCCGAGAUUUUUCCGGGAUUGGAGGGGCGGCGGUUCUCGGUGGUUUACGUCAACACGGAGGUGAACCGGGCCGACAACUUCGCCGGAAUAUCGGCCCUGAGGUCCAUAUACGACGCCGUACCGGUCAAGGUCUGGGAGAAUCUGGACACGUUUUACUUCCUCCACCCGGGCCUCCAGUCCCGCCUCUUCCUCGCGACCCUCGGCCGAGUACUCUUCGCCUCCGGCGGCGGGUUGUACGGGAAGGUGAAGUACGUGAACAGGGUGGAGUUUUUGUGGGAUUAUGUGAGGAGGAUAGGGUUUGAGAUGCCGGAGUUCGUGAGCGAGUUUGACGAGGAGAUGGAGUGCCGGGGCACGCUCGAUUACGGGCUUGAGAGCGAUCAUCCGGGCUUGGAAAGGGCCUGUUCGGGCCUCGAUUCCGCGGUUUCUACUUAUUCCAUGAGGUGUAUUGCUUAGGGAUAAUGUGAGUCGGGCCAUGGGCUGGAGCUUGGCUCAAGAUUGGUUGGGCCUAACCUUGGCUCGCUUUGUUUCUUUUUCACUUUUUGUGUGUGUGUGUGUGUGUG
Striga asiatica is the source of this 781-nucleotide messenger RNA. The record is from the annotation of a GenBank genome assembly. NCBI's taxonomy places the organism in Eukaryota, Viridiplantae, Streptophyta, Magnoliopsida, Lamiales, Orobanchaceae.